GACAGAAAGGGGUGAAAGGUGUUAUAAGCUGCUGAAUACAUCCAUGGACUAGAGGAAGUAGAGUUCCUAGAGAAGAAUGAUGAACGUGAACCGGCUAGUUGUCCUGUCUAAGUCUGUCCACAUCGGACAGCGGCUGCUGGCCUGUAACGUGUGGCAUGCCGGGAACAAAGUGGUCCGGCUGCAGCAGCAGAGGAGCUUUAGGACUCAUCCCAGACACCUGGCCUAUGCCAAGGACCUGUUCCUGGGUCAGAUCAACAAGGCCGAGGUCUUCCCUUAUCCAGAAAUUGGAAAUGAAGAAUUGGAGGAACUGAACCAGCUGGUUGCACCUGUGGAGAAGUUCUUCAACGAGGAAGUUGACUCAGCGAGGAUUGACCGGGAAGCCCAAAUUCCUCCUGAGACUAUGAAGGGGUUGAAGGAACUGGGGCUGUUUGGGGUCAUGAUUCCUGAGGAGUACGGGGGUCUUGGGUUGUCCAACACCAUGUAUGCACGACUGGCAGAGAUCACAGCAUUAGACGGCUCUAUUGCUGUGACACUAGCUGCACAUCAAGCCAUUGGACUGAAGGGGAUUCUGAUUGCAGGAAAUGAAGCUCAAAAGGAAAAGUAUCUGCCCAAACUGGCCACAGGAGAACACGUCGCAGCUUUCUGUCUGACAGAGCCCGGAAGUGGGAGUGAUGCCGCCUCGAUUCAGACCCGAGCAACGCUGUCAGAAGAUGGAAAACAUUACCUGAUCAACGGCUCCAAGUUUUGGAUAUCAAAUGGAAGCUUUGCAGAUAUUAUGACGGUGUUUGCCAGGACAGAGGUGCUUGUAGAUGGUGUGAAAAAAGAUAAGAUUACAGCGUUUAUCGUAGAGAGGGCUUUCGGGGGCGUCACCAGCGGCAAGCCUGAGGACAAACUGGGCAUCCGGGGCUCCAUCACUUGUGAAGUGUCCUUUGACAACGUCCCAGUUCCAGUGGAGAACGUUAUAGGAGAAGUAGGCGGUGGGUUCAAGGUCGCCAUGAACAUCCUGAACUCAGGGAGGUUCAGUAUGGGCAGUUCUUCAGCUGGGAUGAUAAAAAAACUGAUUGCAAUGACUGCUGAGUACGCUGCAACCAGGAAGCAGUUCAACAAAACCCUGGCUGAUUUUGAGAUGAUUCAGGAGAAGUUUGCGCUAAUGGCUCUUAAUGCCUACGUGAUGGAGAGCAUGGCGUACCUGACAGCAGGGAUAAUGGACAGACCGGGGCUGCCCGACUGUUCUCUAGAGGCUGCCAUGGUGAAGGUUUUCAGUUCCGAGGGAGGCUGGCUUUGUGUCAGUGAAGCUCUUCAGAUCCUCGGAGGUCUGGGUUAUACCAAGGACUACCCCUAUGAGCGAUACGUCAGGGACUGUCGCAUCCUGCCUAUCUUUGAGGGUACCAAUGAAAUCCUGAGGAUGUACAUCGCUCUCACUGGGAUGCAGUAUGCUGGCACAAUCCUCACAGGGAAAAUCAAGGAGAUGAAGAGAGGAAAUUUUGGCAUGGCCUUGGGCAUGAUAGGCAAGAAAUUUUGGGAAGCAUUUGGAACGCCAAAAAACCACGGCCUUACAGGGAAAGAGUGGGUGGUGCAUCCCAGCUUGACAGAAAGUGCAAAGAAGUUGGAAAUGAAUGUCACUAUGUUUGGACACACUGUGGAGACCCUGCUGUACAGAUAUGGAAAGGAACUAGUGGAUGAACAGCUCAUCCUGAAGAGAGUAGCAGAUGUAAUAAUCAACAUCUACGCUAUGACAGCUGUCCUGUCCAGAGCCAGCCGCUCCAUCAUCAACGGGCUCAAGAAUCACGACCACGAGGUGCUGAUUGCAGAGACGUUCUGCGGCGAAACUUUCUUCAAGAACAAUUACAUGCUGGUUCAGUUACAAAAACACUCUCCAGAGAACAACGAUGCCAACAUCAAGAAGAUCGCCCGGCAGGUCUUGGAGAAAAGAUCCUACAUCUGCUCUCACCCGCUUGAAAGAACACACUGAGUUCUCC
Molecule: messenger RNA, 1979 nt
Organism: Centropristis striata (black sea bass)
Lineage: Eukaryota; Metazoa; Chordata; Actinopteri; Perciformes; Serranidae
Gene: acad9
Product: acyl-CoA dehydrogenase family, member 9
Exons: 18
Coding region: 77-1972 (631 amino acids)
Molecular function (GO): acyl-CoA dehydrogenase activity; flavin adenine dinucleotide binding
Source: RefSeq, a predicted model, not a curated record